GAUGGUAUGUCUGUGCAAAUUCAUCCUUGUUUGCAACUUCUGUCCUGUUUCGCCAACAUAUGAUCCUUUGUUACAUUUUCUUUACUGGAUAAGGUACACAACAUUACUAGAGAAACAAUUGAGAAAUGAUGCAAACUGUGCAACCAAAUCAAUCCAUCAAAAAGUGUCACACACACUCAAAAGGGAUCUUCAAUAUCUCCGGAUCAUACAGCUGCACCUCUAGUAAUGUUGUGUACCUUAUCCAGUAAAGAAAAUGUAGCAUAGGAUCUUAUGUUGGCGAAACAGGACAGAA
This is a messenger RNA of Staurois parvus, 292 nucleotides long. NCBI's taxonomy places the organism in Eukaryota, Metazoa, Chordata, Amphibia, Anura, Ranidae. The record is from the annotation of a GenBank genome assembly.